UUUGGUUGAAAUUAUGGUGAAAAAUCUUGUCAUAUAAAGUGCAUUCGAUCAUUCGUACGUUUCGGUUUCAUCAAUGAAAGUGUGUUAUAUGAAUCGAUUGUAUUAGUAUGAUCUAGUUUGUCUUUAUUAUACGUAGAGGAAGUGUUUUAUUAACAAAAAAGAAUUAAAUUUUUAAAUUCUUACGUAAUACAUGCUAGUGUAUCAUACGGUACACAGUAGUUACAGGUCUUUGUGAGAUAAUUAGAUAUGCUUCUGUCAUAAGAUAUGUUUGAAUCAUUCAACAAGAAUUUAAUGCGUAUUUCAGUAACAGAAGAACUCUGUGUGUAUACUACAGUGCAGUGCCAAAAUAUCAAGUUAAAUAAGUCGUCAUGAUACAUAAUACCUAUGCUAAUCAGUCAUUAUAACGACAAGUUAUUGUGUUUUUUCUUCGUUUUUUUUUUUGUAACUCGAAGUAAUUACAUAUAUUGUUUUGUGUUACGUGUCGUACUUAUAAAUCGACCAUGCAUAAUCCAUAAUAAACUCUGUUGUUAAAUGUAAAUAACGACACAAUUCAGUGUAACCGUCCACAUUUAUAUAAAAAAGUGCACCGAAAUCCAGCAUUAUAAGUGUAAAUACACUCAACUCUAAUCAUAUCAACAUAUCAAAAAGUACACAACAAACGACUAUUGACUUGUUGGUCAUUUCCGUCGUUUAAGCGCAUAACUGGAUUAUCUUCACCCACAACCUCUUAGCCGUACUAAACAAGCGCACAAAGUUUACACAAACGACUUGAGAACUUCAACUUUUUUCUCGGAAUCCAACAACCAUAUAAUGAGAAAAUAUCAAUUGUCAUUUAUGGUUUUUUGUAUACUAAGUCUUCGCUCAUAUGUGCAUCCUAAUGUAUUAACUGAUACAACAAAAGAAAAGCCUCACGACAAAUGCAUUGGCCCAACUGAAACUGGACCAUGUAAAAAUUUUCUUUACAAAUGGAGUUUCGAUCAUUCGAUUCGUGAAUGUUCAACUUUCAUUUGGGGUGGUUGUGAUGGCAAUCCAAACAAUAGAUUCAAUAGCGAAGCAGAAUGUAAUUUUCAUUGUCUCGGUGAACCAUAUACGCUGCCGACACACUUGCAAACAACGACAAAGGAUCCGUUAAUAAACGAAUUGCAGAGCACAACAACAACUCCACCAACAAUAUCAAUUGUUCCACCUGAUGAACCUACAAGUCAUGAUAGUGAUGGGGGUGGUUCUGAUAUAACGUUUGAUGAAAGUGGUCAUGAGAAAACGUUUCUGUUUGCGAAAAAUAAUACCUUCAUCCAAAUGGAUGGGGAAUUGAUUUCUACAUUUCAGCUUAGAUUAUGUCGUGAAAUUUCAUUUCAAUUCCGUACGCGUCUUCCCCACGGUUUGCUAGUUUAUCACAAUGUCAAAAAUCCCGAUAAAAUCGAAUUGGAACCUUAUGCAUUGUACGUAAUUGUCGAAAGAGGACAAUUAAAAGUCGUUCACGUUUUCGGCAAACAUUCAUCCAGUGUUACUGUUGGUGAAGGAUUGAACAGGGAUGAAUGGCAUAGUGUAAUGGUGCGAAUUGAUGUUCACGGAGCCAGAUUAAUUGCAAGGGUUGACGAUAUCCAGGAGGAAGUUUAUUUGAAGGGUCUAAAUCACGAUACGAAUUACGGUGUUUCAACCAACCUUCCAUCGGUUGUUUUGGUGGGAGGUCUCAGCUCCGAAGAGAAACUUCAUGGCGUUAAAUACAUAAUUGAAUCAUUCGUUGGUUGUAUACGAAAUGUGGUACUUAGUUCUGGUAAGGCAGCAUCUGAUCUACUGCCGAUAACGAAUUCUUCCGUAAUGGCAUUAGCAACGAAACAUGAAAAUGUAAAAGAGGGAUGCUUCAACAAUAAUAAGUGCCAUACUCAACAGAAUUUGUGUUUCGUCGGUUCGAGAUGUAUAAAUCACUAUUAUGACAUUAGCUGUAACUGCUUUGGUACGCAUUAUGAGGGUGAACUGUGCGAUAUUUACACUGCCACAAUUCUCACAUUACGGGGCUCAAGCUAUGUGUCGUACCGUAUAUACGACUGGAAAGAUCGAGUUCAUUCGCCAACCACACGUAUCAGUCUUAUGUUCAAAACUCGCCACGAUGAUUCGGCUCUGUUUUAUGCAAGUGGAGAAUCUCUUAAACAUCAGUACAUAGCCGCAUCCAUUAAAAACCAUUCGUUAAAUGUUGAAAUGGAUUUCGGAGAUGGUGUCAUGACGGCUGUUUUGGGUGAUGGACUGACCAGCCAUUAUUGGCAUAAUUUGACUAUUUAUCAUGAACGAAAUACUGUCCGUGUCGUAUUGGACGACCAAAUGAAGGUUAUGGAUGUACCAGGCGCCACAACUAAUUUACUAUUCGACCCAGAAAUUUAUUUUGGUGGCGGUCCUGAUUUGCAAAAGAAAAGAGGCUUGUCUUCACAAAAUAAUUUUGCUGGAUCUCUGAAAUAUGUCUAUUACAAUGACAUAUCCGUACUGUAUGAACUAAAGAACAAAAACCCGAAAGUACACUACAUAGGUGUGUUAGAGGCAGAAUUUUACGAAGCUGAUGUUGAAGUAAUACCAAUAACAUUCCCAUUUGCUACAUCGCAUAUCUGGUGGCCGAUAAAUCAACCAGAUCGGCUUAAUAUAAAAUUUGAUUUUCGCAGCAAUCGUACAACAGCUGUACUGGCGUAUGGGGAGGUGACAACAUCUGAAGGAAAUGGAUUCUGGGAGAUUCGCUUGGCAAGCGAUGAAUUGAGCUUUGAUUUUAUGCCAGAUGUCACAAACAACGUCACCAACCCAAUAAAAAUUCCGAUUGAAAGUGCCACAAAAUGGCAUGCCAUCGAACUUUCAUAUAAAAAUGGGGAAAUUAAGUUCACCGUUGAUUACAGAAAAUCGCAAUCGAAAAUGUUUGGUUUAUCGUUGAGCAUUGGUCAUAAAGUAAUAAUUGGUAGCAGUUUGAGAAAUCGACAAUCCGGUUUAAUUGGUUGCAUGCGAGAUUUGGAGAUAAAUGAUGUCAUUAUUGAACCGAGGUAUGUGGUUAAAACGGAACGUGUGGUCGGUGAGGUUGCAUUAGAUAAUUGUAAAUACAUCGAUCCGUGUAAACGGCCCAAUACAUGCGAGCACGGUGGCAAAUGUUUUGUGAAAGAUGAUAGAAUAACGUGCGACUGUCGGGGUACAGGAUAUAUUGGGAAAAAUUGUCAUUUUACGAAAUAUCGAAAGACUUGUGAGGAGCUAGCAUUACUGGGAUACACGAAACCCGAUGUCUAUUUGAUUGAUAUUGACGGCAAUGGAGUGUUUCCGCCAGCACAUGUGAAAUGUGAUUUUCAGAGUUUGGAAAAUGCAACGAAAACUAUUGUCGAACAUAAUCUUCCCAGUCAAUUUGAUGUCAGAUCAGCUAAAGAAGAGGACUUCAGCAUUAACAUCAAAUACAGAGAAUUUUCGCCGGAAAUGUUACAAGAGCUGAUAUCUCAUUCGCUAUAUUGCACACAGCACAUUAAAUACGACUGUUAUAAAGCUCCACUGGAACUGCAUUCGUUUACAUGGUUUUCAUCGUCAGAUAAAAACAAUACGGUCGACUACUUGGGCGAAGUUAAGAGAGGUUCGUGUCCGUGCUCGGUAAAUCAUACUUGUGAAGAUCCGAAACAGACAUGCAAUUGUGAUGUGAAAGAAAACAAAUGGUUCGCAGACGAAGGAUUUUAUUCAAAUGCACAAAGUCUGGGCAUUACCAAUAUGUAUUUCCUGCAGCAAAAGGAUUUGGAGGAAGAAGCAAAGGGAAGAAUUACAUUGGGCCCGUUAGAAUGUGUGGAAACAAAUACCCAAAAGUUUGUGGUUACCUUUACCACUUCACAAUCAUACAUUGAAGUGCCAGGAUGGCGUAUGGGUGACAUUGCAUUUUCAUUUCGAACGACUGGUGAAAAAGCAAUUUUGCUCUUUCAACCGCCCAUACGUGCGUACUAUCCAUCGUUUAUGGUAGCGCUGACUGGUGACUAUCAGCUAACGUUCAACUUUACAUUAAGUACUGGAACAACUCGCGAACUUGUUAUUAAUUCAAAUCGCAAACUGAACGGUGGUGAAUGGCACAAAAUUUGGAUUGAUUAUAAUGAAUACCACGUACGAUUUAUGAUCAAUACGGACUAUCAAAUGAUAAAUUUAAGACCGGAAGAGGAAUUCGGUCCGUUUGAAGGCAGCAUGUUCAUCGGUGGUGCCACGGCAGAUUUGUUGAAGAAAUUAUCGGUGAAACAGGGACUAAUUGGUUGCUUCCGCGGGCUGGUAGUGAAUGGAGAAAUUCUGGAUAUUUAUAAUUACAUGUCCGUUCAUUUGUCGGAAAUCAUUAAAGACUGUAAACCAUCGUGUGUACCUAAUCCCUGUAAAAAUGGAGCGCAUUGCAGAGAAUUGUGGAGUACAUUUCAAUGCGUUUGCAACAAUAAAUACGCUCAUAUCGGACAAUAUUGCGAGACGAAUAUAAAUGAAAAAGCACUGACAUUCAUAAAUCGUGAAUCGUAUCUGAAGAGAAACUACUUGAGCAAUAGCGAUAGUGAAAAAGAUAUGCUGCGAAAUAUUUUCCAAGACAGCAUUCUAAUUAAUAUACGAACGUAUGAUUCACAUUCACUCGUCCUUUAUGCUAAUGAUCACUUUAACAAUUUUGUACAUUUAUACAUAACAAAUUCAAAUGAAGUUGUAUACCUGUACAAUUAUGGCGAUGAAAUUGUAAACCUCACGAUUGUACACAACGAAUUGAGCAGUGGAAAAAGUAUACAAGUGGCUGUAAUUAGAACAGAGGCUGAAACAACGAUGCAUGUUAAUGAGAAGCACAUAACAGUUGAGAAGGGAUAUCGUUUGCUUCAAGAAUACUCAAACAGACCAUGGAUGAAUCCGGAAAAAGAACUCUUACAUAAUCAUCGGCCACCCGCACCACCAACCGAAUAUUUCCAAUUUAAUGUUGGCGGCUACGAUACAGCAAAUCUUUUACGUACCAAUUCCGGCAUGCCCGAAUUACAAGGAUUUAUUGGAUGUGUACGUGGUCUUAAAAUUGGAGAUAACUUAAUUGAUCUGGCUGUGAUUGCUGAGGAAAACAUUGCUCGCGUUUCGGAUGGUGUACUACCUAAUUGUCAAGUGAAAUGCGAUGCAGAACCAUGUAAAAACAAUGGAAUUUGUACAGAAAAUUUUGCUAAACAAGAGAGCUAUUGCAAUUGUGAAUACACGAGUUUUAUGGGUGAAUUCUGUAUGGAAGAGAAGGGUGCAGACUUUAGUGGGGAGUCAGCGCUUAUGCGAAAAUACACUCUGGAUGGAGCAGUGGAAAAAAUUAAAUUACAAUUGGCAUUUUCGAGUGGUGACUUGAGACGUGCCAGUAGAGUCAUGUUGCUUUUACAAACUGAAAAUGACCGAAGCUAUUAUCUAAUGGUAGCUAUAACAUCAGAUGGAUUUUUACAAAUUGAAGAAGAUAGAGAAGGAUCAGCAUUUAGUGUAGUAAUUGAAAGGAACUUCUUGAACAAUAUUCGCCAUUCGGUGUACUAUCAGCGCACUGGUGAUGAUGCAAUGCUGUUAAUCGACAGAGAACAAGUUUCGUUGGAACCGAAAGUUGUUUUAGCAUUAACUCAAGUGGCUGAUAUUGGCAGUAAUUCGGUACAAAUUGGUGGCGUUAAUACAACGGAUCCACGUUUUGCUGGACUGAAAAGCUACAGUGGGUGCCUAUCAAAUAUUUUCAUUCAAGUGAACAAUUAUUCGAUGAAACCGCUCGAGGAGUACAUGCUGUUCACGAAUACGGGUGCUGAAAACAUAACGGUUAUUAAUUCUCAGGGUGUCCGAAGUGCACAAUGCAGCAUGGAAUUUGAUAUAACGCAGAAAUUUGUGCCUGAACCGUCACUCAAUUUCAGUGUGGCGUCGGACAAAACAUGGGUGGAAAAUGAACCAGAACGCAUAUCGUAUAAAUCACAGCACGUUGAUCCAUCACAAAAGGAAGAAAAAACUCAGGUCGUGUUCAUCACAUUGACAACGCUAUUUGUCGUAAUUGUGAUAUGUUGUAUUAUUGAAGUGUAUCGCACAAAUCGAGCCCAUCGAAAACGAAUAGAACGAGAAACAGAUGAAAGUAUUAUAUGGUCUAAGGAGCAAGCGACAAAACUGUUUGAAUCACCGAAACCUUUCAGCUAUAAACCGGUUUCCUACGACGAUAAGGGAGACUCACCCAAAGGUGACGCUGAAAUAGUUGGUAUCUUGAAAAAUGGUAGUUCAAAUAUCCAACCAAUAACUCCAUCAACCACUACAAUCGGUAAUGAACGCGAUAAUAAGUAUGAUGCGGAAGACAACAAGCUAUUGGUUAAUGGUAAAGUAAACGGAGUGACAGAUUUGGAAAAUGAACGUGACAGCGAAUCUUCAGCGGAUGAUGACGAACACGAUGACACUACCUGCGAAGACGAGGGCUUGUCAGAUAAUCCGGACGAUUACACAGAUGAAUUCGACUACGUUCCAGAUCUACCUCAACUCACAAACCGUUCACAAUACUUCGGAAGAGAUGUAGAUGCUAACAAUUACAACCAACACCCGGACAAUCCAUCCGCACCGAUGGUAGUACGACGCCAACCGAAAUCACCAGUAACCAAAGUGUUCGUGAGCGAGGAUCAACGGCAAUUCGAUAAUCCAAUUAGUUAUUUAGGAGGCCCACAUUUAGAGCCACGUAACCGGAAAAGUCUUGACUCAGUACUGUCAAUUGAUUAGAAUUACAAUCGCUAAACCGAACUGGUGUGCAUACGUU
Bradysia coprophila is the source of this 6733-nucleotide messenger RNA. It is a transcript of the gene axo, whose product is annotated as axotactin. NCBI's taxonomy places the organism in Eukaryota, Metazoa, Arthropoda, Insecta, Diptera, Sciaridae. The record is from RefSeq and is a predicted model, not a curated record. Gene Ontology annotation, molecular function: serine-type endopeptidase inhibitor activity.